UGUUUUAAAUUUCAAAGUGAACGGACGUGUGUUCGCUUCGUUUGUGGAUUAUAUUUUCGUAAAAAAUCAGGCGAGCUGGAUAUUUAAUGUGUAUAAACACCAAAUAAAAUAUAAAAGAGAAACACAAAACCCAAAAAUUAAGUGGAAAAAAAUGUGUUAAUUAGAAAGUCGGCAAAGUGCAUUUUGUUUGAAAUGAAUUGCAAUGCUGCGGCUAGUUAGCUGAAUAAUUAAAAAAGGUGUGUGUGUGUGUGAGUGUGUGCCAAAUAAUUGUUGUAAAUAUAUACAUACACAUGUAUAUAUAUAAAGAAAAGUUCAAGUGAAAGCACAAUAUUAAAAAAAAUAAAAAGUACUUGCAAAGCAUACGAGAAAGCCCCAAAAAGGAGAGAAAGAAAAAAGAAAACUUUUUAAACUCAAAGUGAAACAGCUGACAGAGUAAAAAUGCUAACUUUGCCGGUGCAACCCAUGGGCGUUCGUACCCUACCAUCAGCUGCAGUGACACCUGAUCCCAUACGAAGGAUGGGCUGUAAGAGAAAUCUCUUUGGCACCGAUCGCAAGGAUGGGGACAUUGAUAGGCGGCUGGAGGAGGAAAAUCAGAAAAAUAUUCAUUAUAUCGAUUCGCGAUUUGUUAUUAUUACAAACUACAAAUUGAAGGAUGAGAAUGAGAUGAUGGCAAAGUGCAAUCAGGAGCAGGAGAAUCUGGGUGUCGACAUCAAUCGGAUCUCAAAAACAACAACAACAUCAACAGCAUCAGUGACAACAACAACAACAAGUCUGCUUUGUAGGGAUACGACGGGUUCCCGCAAACGUUGCGCCGAUUCACAAGGCAUUAAAGCCACUUACCCUGUGCGUAAAAAUAUUAAAAUGAGAAAUUCGAAUGUGCCAGUAAUAACACUUGUUAUUACUAAUAAUAAUAAUAAUAAUAAUGAUAGCAGCAGCAACUACAACAACAACAACGCUCAGUUAAAAAGCGUUAAUAGUGAAAUUAUGGAUAAAGAGGAGGAAAGCGGCAACAACAACAACAAUAACGGCAAUAAAUAAAUUGAUAUAUAAUUUAUAGUAAUUUUAAUAUAAUUUAUACGUUUAUUAUUCUUUUUUUUUUUGAAAAUGUUGUCGAUAAAAUUCAUAAAAAACAAAAAAAAAAUAUUCGAAGAAAAUUAAACAACAAAAAUAAGAUCGACAUGCGUGCAUCUCCAAAGCACACACACAAACACACACACACACACGAAAAACUCCCGGAUGCAUAGUGGAUUGAAUAAAAACUAGAAGUUAAUUCAACUCAAAUGAUUAACUAAUUAAUAAGUAAAGCAUGUACUUUGAUUUAAUUGAGGAAAAAGUAUUUGUAUUCCAGUGAGUUUAGGUCCUAGAUUGAUUUAGCAAUGCAGAAAAAGGACGAUCUUAACUAUUUUUGCUUUAAAUUUGGAAUUUCGUCCGUUUCGAUCUCUGACCUUAAUGAAAUCAAAGUAUAAAUGCCCAAAGCUAAUUCAAUUUAAACAUCUCAAAUAUAUAUAUUCAAAUAUAUUGGCAAUACGUAAAAUGAAGAGACUUUGUUUUAGGAGCAUUUUUUUAAUAGUAAAUUUAAACUAGAGAAUUUAUAUAAAUAUAUAUAUGUAUGUGUGUAUUUUUAAUGCAUUCAAUACCACUGUGCAUCCAUUAGAUACUAAAACUCAUCGAUCCCCAACACUCCCAAUCACCCAUUAACCCACCAACCCACCAAACCAACCAAUUCAAGCGUUCUCAGUGUGUCUUGACGAUGUACGCGUGUGUCUAAAGUAU
This is a messenger RNA of Drosophila willistoni, 1773 nucleotides long. Its product is annotated as GATA zinc finger domain-containing protein 21-like. The record is from RefSeq and is a predicted model, not a curated record. The transcript is spliced from 2 exons. The coding region runs from base 439 to 1038 and encodes 199 amino acids. Lineage: Eukaryota; Metazoa; Arthropoda; Insecta; Diptera; Drosophilidae.